Molecule: messenger RNA, 567 nt
Organism: Micropterus salmoides (largemouth bass)
Lineage: Eukaryota; Metazoa; Chordata; Actinopteri; Centrarchiformes; Centrarchidae
Gene: il17a/f2
Product: interleukin 17a/f2
Exons: 3
Coding region: 126-545 (139 amino acids)
Biological process (GO): inflammatory response
Cellular component (GO): extracellular region
Molecular function (GO): cytokine activity
Source: RefSeq, a predicted model, not a curated record
CAUGUCACGUCUGCUUAUCAGCUCAAGGGAUCUGCUGUGAUCAGAUCUGACAGUAAGACCAUCAUAAAAACACCUGAACUCAGAGCAGUUGGCGCACAGAAGCUGCACACGACCACGCCGACAACAUGAAGCCGAGACACAGUGCCUGCAAUCUGCUGGUAUUUUGCAGUGUAUUGUGGGUCGUCUCCUCCUCGGUGAAUGCUUCUCCUCCUGGUUGUGACUCCACGUUGGCGUUCUCCUCAGACGUCGCCUCCUCGUCUGAGGGAAACGGGAACAUCCACAGCAGAUCGCUGUCUCCGUGGAGCUGGAGGUCGUCCACCGUGAAGAACCGGAUCCCCGCCACCCUCUGGGAAGCCGAGUGCAGCAACAGCUUCUGUUCCAGUCCCAACCCCGGACAGCCCAACAAAUACAACAUGAACUCCGUCCCCAUCUACCAGAACGUCCUGGUCCUGAACCAGCAGCGCGGGGUUCACUGCUACACCGCAUCGUAUCUCUCUGUGGCUGUCGGCUGCACCUGUGUUGUGGCCAAAACCAACCAAAACUGAUCCAUCUCGACCCGAACAAAUA